AACGCGGCACUGUGCUUAACAGUUGCCAGAGACGCGUGCAGCCGCAGCGAUUCACCGCGCGUCCGCUUCGCGUAACAGAACAAUGUGGAGGACGAGAGCGCCUGAAUCUCCACACACGGACUGAUCAUGGCCGGCCGGUGUCCAGACGCCGCUCGCAGCCGCCCAGCAGACGCCGCCGGUGGGCUGAGAAGUCGCCGAGAGGCGGCACCGUCCGCAGAGACGGAGGACGCGGCGGAGUCGCUGCGGGAGCUGCCGCGGUGGACGCGGCUCUACGUGUACGGGAUGCACGGCGUGACUCUGGACGUCCUGUUGUCCUCGCUGCACGGGGUUUCGAGUCGCCGGGACCCCAAACUGCUGGGCUUCUCCUCCCCGUACCUCUGCGUCAUGCACGCGCUGACCCACUUUGCGCUCGAGAAGAUCUACGCGCAGAAGAGAUGCUUCCGCGGUCGGCCUGUGGUGUUUCACCUCGUUUUCUACCCGUCCAUCUACAUCGGGCUGCAGAUCCUGAUCGGCAACAUGAACACUCUGGCCGAGCAGGUGAGGGUGGUGUCAGGGACGCAGCUGGCGGCGCACUACGUCCUGGCUCUCUACUUCAGCCAGGUGUUCCACAGGGGCAUGUCGAGGCUGCGGUAUCAGAACACCGGCCCCCUGAGCAAACCUGACCCGGGGGACAGGGGUGAUGGCGGCGGGGCCCGUCCGCCGGGUCUCCCUGGCUUUGUGCGGUUCCUGUUUUUCGGGAUGCAUGGCUUCCUGGACGAGGUCAUCUUCACCUCCAUCUUCAACCUGGUUGAGAAGUCAGACCGGACCCUCAGCGGCCACACGUCCCUGUGGUCUUUCCUGAUGUACGGCAGCUGCAGCUUCGUGGUGGAGAAGCUCUACCUUCACCUGCACUUCAGCAGAGGCUGGGGGACGUGGCGGCGGCUCCCCAUCUACAUCUGCUUCAUCUACACCUGGGAGUUCUCCUGGGGCCUGGUCCUGAGGCAGUUUGACGCCUGCUCGUGGGACUACUCCCACUAUCCUCACAACUUCAUGGGACUCAUCACCCUCCUCUACUUGCCCGGCUGGGUCUGCCUCAGUCUGUACCAGGACAUGCUGUCCAAUGUCCUGCUGAGGAUCAAGUGCACCAAAGAUGUGAAGGGUCUGAGUGGGGAGAGAGGAGAGGUCAACGGACAGCUAGAGUCAAAGAAGAAACUACUUUGAUUUCUAAAAUAAAUAUUAAAACUGAUUUAAUGAGAAAGUUAGUGUUUGUCAGUAGACUCAGUUUGAAUAGGUCUAAGAGGAUCCAGGCCCGACAGUCAACUCAAACCAUUGGGUUGCUUUUGUUCACAGAUUAAAGUGAAAGAUCAUUUGACUCAGGUAGGAAGAGACAUGUUACCAUGACAACAGAUGUCGAGAUAAUAGGAUUCAGCCAGUUGAGAUUCAGUUGUACUGUAACCGGACAAGUGUUAUCAAUAUGGAGAUGAGACAUUUUCCGGUUGUCAACUCAAUGCGCUGCCUGAUAUUUGGGUCCAUUUACAAAGAUAAAACAUAAGGUUGUUCACCGGACCUUUUACCUACUGCCAUUCAUAUCUCUCUGAUGUGAUCUGUAUAGUAAUAUGAAUUAGUUUUACAAGUCUUCAUGACUUUGGAAUUGAAAAUAUAAUUUUUUUAUAUAACAUAGACAAAGUUUGGGUCAGAUAGAUUAUAUUAUUUACAUAUGCACUGGCAUGCUUUAACUGUAGCACAUAUCUGCAUGGUAAAACGAAGAGGUGGGAUUGUUUAAGUUUUUUUUUAAGAAACUAAUGUUAGGUUUUGUUUAGGGUUCACAAUUAAGAUUUUGUUCCCCAAAACAUGUAUAGCCACAUAUAAAUUCAGUCAGUGCUGGAAUAGCCCUUUAAUAAUUUCUGUAUCAUUAGGAAGCAGUUUGUUCUCAAUACAACCCAAAAUUAAUUUGUAGUCAUUUACUGUAGCAAUGCACAAAAUUUUCCUAAUCUUAGGUUUAGAUUUUAGUUGCAAAGCUUGAGUGAAAUUCAUUCGGAUUUAAUUCAUUCCCAUUUAAAUCUGUUCCAGGAGUUUGGUAAUCCCAGACAAUUAAGUGUCCAAACCUAUUUUCUAAAUAAUGUCAAAAACACAAAUAGUGAGUUUGUUUUUUGUUCUACUUGGCAGCUAUAUUGAGGUUCUGUAACAUUUGUUUUCUCUGAACCACAUCCACAUGAGCAAGUCACUAAACUUUUUAUAUCUUUAACAUUUCCCACGGCGAAAUAACUGUAAUUUAGUCACUUUAAUUUUGUGUUGCGUUAAAAAAAGAUAACAAAGGUAAGAAUGGUUGGAGAAAAAAAGCCGACUGUAGAUGACCGAGUUCCAAUGGCAUGUUGUUUAUGACUUUAAGUCUAAGAUUUCCCUGUGACAAGACUGUCCCUCCCUUCAUUUCAUAUACUUUUGGAAUUGUUCCACCCUGUGUGUAACAAACAUCGCUCGCGCUCGUCAUAUAUUAGACAAGGAUGGUCCACAUAAAAGCCAUGCUCUCAUUUUUAUUUGACCAUUACAGUUGUAAAAGGAGAAUCGUAAAUAAAAAUAAAGCAGAGCUGGAAAGCAAA
This is a messenger RNA of Scophthalmus maximus (turbot), 2576 nucleotides long. It is a transcript of the gene tmem229a, whose product is annotated as transmembrane protein 229A. The transcript has a single exon. The record is from RefSeq and is a predicted model, not a curated record. Bases 127 to 1200 code for a protein of 357 amino acids. Lineage: Eukaryota; Metazoa; Chordata; Actinopteri; Pleuronectiformes; Scophthalmidae.